AUGGUUAAUGACUUCGUGCUGUCAGCUGUGGCUGCAGGCCUCCCAGAGGAACUGGGAAAAGGGAUGUGGACCCGCCUUCGCUUUCCCUUUGGGGGCGGGGCCACGCCCACACUCCCUGGAGGGCGGGGUCACAUUCGCACAAGUCUGCCAAGCAUUCCUGAGGCCAGCAGCCAGCCAGGACCCAGGAUCAUGUCCCUGGUUCUUCCCACCCUGCUCUACCUCGGAAGUCUCCCACCACCUGUUAUCACAGCUCAGCCUGGAUCCAUGGUUCUAUAUAAUGAACCAGUGACCAUCCUGUGCCAAGGGCCUCCAGACGCUGAAACCUACGAGAUAUAUAAAGUGGAAGAACCUGGGUCUAGGGACAGAAGGAAAUUACUGGUGGCUGAGAUGACCGAUACUUUAUAUAUACAAGAGAUGAAACCAGACCAGACAGGACUAUACCGCUGUUCCUACGAGAGUGGAGAGCACUGGUCCCUGCUCAGUGACCCCCUGCAUGUGGUGAUGACAGGAACUUUUGACAAACCCUCACUCUCCAGCAUGAGUGGCACGGUGGUAGCUUCAGGAGACAAUGUGAAGUUACAGUGUUUCUCCAGAAUCAGAUUUCAAGCAUUUAUUCUCACCAAAGAAGAUGCACCUCAGUUCACCCAGAGACAAAGCUCCACAACCCAAGACAAUGGACAACAGACCACCUUUCACAUGGACCAUGUCAUGUCCACACAGGCAGGGACCUACAGAUGCUACGGUGCCUUCACCAAAGACCCCUAUGUGUGGUCUCACCCCAGUGACCCAUUGCAGCUUGUGGUCAGAGGAAGUCUCUCCCCACCUGUUAUCACAGCUCAGCCUGGAUCCAUGGUUUUAUAUAAUGAACCAGUGACCAUCCUGUGCCAAGGGCCUCCAGACGCUGAAGCGUACAAAAUAUAUAAAGUGGAAGAACCUGAGCCUACGGAUGGAAAGAAAUUACUGGUGACUGGGAAGACUGACACUUCAGCUAUCCAAGAGAUGAAACCAUACUGGACAGGACUGUACCGCUGUUCCUAUAAGAGUGGAGGACACUGGUCCCCACUCAGUAACAUCCUGCAUCUAGUGAUGACGGGAUCUUAUGACAAACCCUCACUCUCCAGCAUGAGUGGCACGGUGGUGGCUCCAGGAGACAAUGUGGCGUUACAGUGUUUCUCCAGAAUCAAGUUUGAUGCAUUUAUCCUCACCAAAGAAGAUGCACCUCAGUUCACCCAGAGACAAAGCUCCACAGCCCAGGACAAUGGACAGCAGACCACCUUCCACAUGGACCAUGUCACCUCCACACAGGCAGGGACCUACAGAUGCUACGGUGCCUUCACCAAAGACCCCUAUGUGUGGUCUCACCCCAGCAAACCAUUGCAGCUUGUGGUCAGAGGACCUGCUGGUUGGAGUGUGUCCCGUGUGAACCAAGUCCGGCUGAGCCUGGCUAGCCUGGUUCUCUUGGUCCUGGUGGUCCUGGUGGCGGAGGCCUGCUACAGCCACAAGAGGUCCUUCUAUAGACUCAGAUCAGAUCCUUACCUGAGCGUCAUGACAAACACCGAGGAUACUUAUGGCAUCUAA
This is a messenger RNA of Myotis lucifugus (little brown bat), 1578 nucleotides long. Its product is annotated as leukocyte immunoglobulin-like receptor subfamily A member 6. Lineage: Eukaryota; Metazoa; Chordata; Mammalia; Chiroptera; Vespertilionidae. Gene Ontology annotation, molecular function: inhibitory MHC class I receptor activity. Bases 1 to 1578 code for a protein of 525 amino acids. The transcript is spliced from 6 exons. The record is from RefSeq and is a predicted model, not a curated record. Gene Ontology annotation, biological process: cytokine-mediated signaling pathway.